CACUAUAAGUCUACAGAAAAGUGUCAAGGCUCUUCCUCUGAGUUUAAAGCCAUUACUGUUUCCUUUCUCUCUACGCGUUUUAUCUUUCUCUUCAGUCUUUUCAUUAUCUUCUCUCACUUUACUAUAUAUAGUAAUAUUCUUGUUUUGAUGUCUUUAUUGAAUUUUCCGUCAAAAACAGUAUAGCCCGUGGCAAUCCACCGAUCAGUUUAAUCGUCAGUUUCUAUCAAAUUUUGGGUAUAAUUCUAAAAAGGGUGAUUAAUGGCUCCGAGUAUUAGGAAGGCAAUUGGUGCGGUCAAAGAUCAAACUAGCAUAAGCCUAGCUAAAGUGACCGGCAAUGUCGCUCCAGACCUUGAAGUAUUGGUGGUGAAAGCAACCACUCAUGAUAAUGAUCCAGCAGAUGAGAAAUAUAUUAGGGAGAUUUUGUACUUGACCUCUAAUUCUAGAGGAUAUGUGAGUGCUUUUGUUUUUGCAGUAUCGAAGAGGUUAAGUAAAACUCAUGAUUGGGUUGUGGCGUUGAAGGCCUUAAUGCUUGUUCAUAGGCUGUUAACUGAUGGAGACCCCGUACUUGGGCAAGAAAUCAUGUAUGCAAGUCGGAGAGGGAUGAGGAUUUUGAAUAUGUCUGAUUUUCGUGACGAAGCUCACUCUAACUCCUGGGAUCAUUCCGGAUUCAUUAGGACUUACGCUGUUUACUUAGAUCGGAAGCUUGAGUUUACAGUCUAUGAUAGGAAGAUGAAUGACGUUGAUGAGAAAAAGAGGUUUGAAGAUGGUUAUGGGAAUGACAGGGAAGAGAAAAAGAGGUUUGGAGAUGGUUAUGGGAAUGAUAGGGAAGAGAAAAAUGGUGUGACACCAGUUAGAGAAAUGAAGCCCGAGAGGGUUUUAGAGAGGUUGAAUCAAUUGCUUCAGCUUCUUGAUAGGUUCUUGGCUUGUAGACCGACUGGAGCAGCAAAGAAUAGUAGGAUGGUGCUGGUGGCACUGUAUUCUCUUGUGAAGGAGAGCUUCACUUUUUAUGCCGAUAUUUGUGAGGUAUUACAGAUUUUGUUAGACCGCUUCGGGGAGAUGGAGUAUGCUGAUUGCGUCAAGGCGUUUGAUGCUUAUGUUAGUGCAGCAAAGAUGAUCGAUGAGCUCGUGGGGACUUACAAUUGGUGCAAGGAUACUGGGAUUGCAAGGUCAUCCGAGUUCCCGGAAGUGCAGGUCAUCACUGAUAAGCUUUUGGGCACGCUAGAGGGAUUCUUGAGAGAGAGGGCAAAUAGGCCAAGAAGCCCUGAGAUAAAUAGAGUGGAGAGUUCAUCAGCAGUUAAAGAGGAGAAAACACCGGAUAUGAACGAAAUCAAAGCUCUCCCCCCACCCGAGAAUUACUCACCACCACCUCCUCCUCCUCCUCAACCUGUACCUCAGCCAAGGCCACAUACUCAACAGCAGGUAACUGAAGACUUGGUGAAUUUGAAGAAUGAUGGAGUGACAGCUGAUGGUGAGGGCAAUAAAAUGGCAUUAGCCUUGUUUUCUGGACCGGUAGCCAAAGGAAAUGGCUCCUGGGAAGCAUUCCCGUCUGAUGGAGAGACUGGACAAGUAACUUCAGCUUGGCAGACACCAGCAGCUGAGAUUGGGAAAGCUGACUGGGAAUUAGCAUUGGUAGAAACUGCCAGUAAUUUGUCUAAGCAGACGGCUGAUUUAGCAGGUGGUUUUGAUUCGCUGUUGUUAAACGGAAUGUAUGAUCAGGGGACCGUGAGGCAGCACGUGAGCCAUACUCAGGAGACUGGUGGGAGUGCCAGCAGCGUGGCAUUGCCUGGAGUGGGAAAGAGCGCAAAACCUAUGCUCGCUUUGCCUGCCCCUGAUGGAACAGUCCAACCAGUAGGGAAUCAAGAUCCAUUUGCUGCUUCCCUUGCAGUGCCACCUCCUUCGUACGUCCAAAUGGCAGAACAGGAGAGGAAACAGCAUUUGUUAAUGCAGGAACAACAGCUGUGGCAGCAAUAUGCAAGCAACGGGAUGCAAGGCCAAAUGGGUUUGUCUAGACUUGCUGGAACUACGGGCUACUAUGGCGCGGGAAUGCAACCAUCAAUGCCUUAUGGGAUGCCACAAGGUGCUGGAAUGGGACAGUCAGCAGGAUAUUACUUUACUCCUCUCUGAAUCGCCUCUCGGGACAUGUGCUUUUGCUACAUUGCAGUUUUUAUUACAUGCUACAAUAUUAUCCUUUCUUGAAACUUGUUAUUAGCUCCUCCGCAAUACUAAGUUGUGUAUUCUGACAUUUUUGCGAAAGUGAGUUGCUUAUAUGGAGAUAGCCAUAAUAUGGCUUAUCAGCAAUGAAAUCAUACAAUAAGUAAUCUUUUUAGAUCUA
Lycium barbarum (goji berry) is the source of this 2332-nucleotide messenger RNA. RefSeq names its product putative clathrin assembly protein At2g25430. The record is from RefSeq and is a predicted model, not a curated record. Gene Ontology annotation, cellular component: clathrin-coated pit; clathrin-coated vesicle. The transcript is spliced from 3 exons. Gene Ontology annotation, biological process: vesicle budding from membrane; clathrin-dependent endocytosis; clathrin coat assembly. Lineage: Eukaryota; Viridiplantae; Streptophyta; Magnoliopsida; Solanales; Solanaceae. Gene Ontology annotation, molecular function: SNARE binding; 1-phosphatidylinositol binding; clathrin heavy chain binding. The coding region runs from base 259 to 2124 and encodes 621 amino acids.